Molecule: messenger RNA, 2215 nt
Organism: Hypanus sabinus (Atlantic stingray)
Lineage: Eukaryota; Metazoa; Chordata; Chondrichthyes; Myliobatiformes; Dasyatidae
Product: mothers against decapentaplegic homolog 6-like
Exons: 4
Coding region: 771-1853 (360 amino acids)
Biological process (GO): anatomical structure morphogenesis; SMAD protein signal transduction; BMP signaling pathway
Cellular component (GO): heteromeric SMAD protein complex
Molecular function (GO): I-SMAD binding; transcription regulator inhibitor activity
Source: RefSeq, a predicted model, not a curated record
AAAGAGAGAGAGAGUGAGAGAGAAAAUCCGCACAGUGCAGUGUAACUGUCCGUACAGGGUGCAUGAACGGACCCACAAAUUUCUACUCUGCUACUCUACUUGUGUCCAUUUUUUUUAAAAAAAAACUUGGGAUUAUUGCAUACAUCUGUAACUAGCACGUUGCACCGGUGGUCUGCGGCGUGCAUUACUUGGAAAGAAUCGAAAUUACUCCAAGAUCUCGCUUGCAAAUUAUUUGGAUCUAUUACAGAGGAGGCAAAAAAGAGCAUUUGAAGACUGCAGCUUGAACGAAGAGAAAGCGAGAGGUGUUUUGUUUCUGAGGGAGGGGAACGGGGCAGUGCAUUGAACAAGGAAUUGCAAAUCUCACGGUGGAAAAUCGUUAAAUAUAAAUUUCUGCCCUUCGUGCAUUGCGUUUGUGGAUGUGAUUGUUGGAAUUUUUUUUUGCAUUGGUUACUGUUGGAGUGUUUUUUUACUCCAGUACCCUUUGCACAGUGCCCUUUUACAGCCGAAUGUUGCAGAUUGGUAAACUGUGUAGGUGUAAUCUGGUCCCGGAGCUGCCUGGCUGUGCUGGCGCACGGCUCUCUCCCCGGCUUGAUGCCGUCUGAUCUCCCUUUUUAAAAAAUCCCCUUCCCUCUCUCCCCCUCCCACCCCCCUCCUCCAAAAGAAGGACGAGAGCGAUAGAGGGGGGAAGAGGAAAAAAAAGGACAAGGUUGCAAUCUGAAGCUGCGGGGUUAUAAAUUGCACUCCCCGGCUAUCGCGAUCAUAAUCGUCGCAUGUUCAGAUCUAAACGCUCGGGCCUUGUACGGCGACUUUGGCGAAGCCGGGUAACGGGGAGCAAUGGGCAGGAGACGGAGGAUUGGAGCGACCCGGCCGGAUCGCUAAAUGAGCUCAAGUCGGUGACGCACUCGCUGCUGAAGAGGCUGAAAGAGAAGCCCCUGGAGCUGCUGUCUCAGGCGGUGGAAAGCAGAGGGGGGCUGCACACCGCUUGCGUCCUGAUGGCUAGGAACGAAGUUAGGGUCGGCAAGCAGACCCUGGCCCCCCAGCUGCUGCUCUGCAGACUUUUCAGGUGGCCCGACCUCAAGCAGCUCUUCGAACUCAAGAGGCUUUAUCCCUGCGAGGCUUUUAACAGGAGUGCGGACCACGCUACUGUAUGCUGCAACCCCUAUCACUUCAGCCGGCUGUAUGGCCCAGAUUCUCCACCUCCUCCUUACUCCAGAUUCUCUCCGAACGACGAGGAAAAGCCAUUGGAAUGUACAGUGUCCUACACUGAAACGGAAGCCACCAAUUCCCCAAACAUCACACCUGGAGAUUUCUCAGAUGCCAGCCUUUCACCCGACACAGUGAAGCAGAGCCACUGGUGCAUCGUGGCCUACUGGGAGCACCGGACCAGGGUUGGGCGCCUCUACACAGUUUAUGAACAGUCUGUCAGUAUAUUCUACGACCUACCUCACGGGAACGGCUUCUGCCUCGGUCACUUGGCUCUGGAUAACAGAAGUGAGACCGUCAAAAGGACUCGAAGUAAAAUUGGCUACGGGAUCUUGUUAAGCAAAGAGCCAGACGGGGUGUGGGCUUACAAUCGGAGUGAGCACCCUAUCUUCGUCAAUUCCCCAACGCUGGACAUUCCCAAUUCUCGGACACUAAUCGUUCGGAAAGUGAUGCCCGGAUACUCAAUAAAGGUUUUUGACUAUGAAAAAUCUUGCCUUUUGCAGCAAACCUCAGAUACUGACUAUGCGGACGGGCCGUAUGACCCAAACAGUGUUCGAAUCAGCUUUGCAAAAGGCUGGGGCCCUUGCUAUUCAAGACAGUUUAUAACAUCUUGUCCUUGCUGGCUGGAAAUAAUGCUUAACAACAGAUAACAGUCAAACUCCAGGAAUGAGAUCCUAUAUUAAAAAAGACCAGAUUAUUCCAAAUAUCAUUUACCUAGAUUUAAUAUAAAGUUUUAUAUAUUAUAAGAAUUAUAUAUUAUACUUGUAAAUAAUGGAGUCAUUUUUACAUUGUAAUUAUUUAUGUAUGGUGCAAUGUCUAUGAAUACAGAACACAACAGGAAAAUGCACUUUGGUUUCUAUAUACUCAUUCAACACCAGAUUCAAUUAUGCACCAAAAAUAGGUGGAAAGCCUAGUUUUGGUGUGUAGUUCUGCCAUACUAUUAGUACCAAAACAACAAAGCUAACGUACCAGUAAACAACAAGAUGAGUCGCUUGUUGAUAAUAAAAUAUUU